Molecule: messenger RNA, 1649 nt
Organism: Trichomycterus rosablanca
Lineage: Eukaryota; Metazoa; Chordata; Actinopteri; Siluriformes; Trichomycteridae
Gene: txk
Product: TXK tyrosine kinase
Exons: 15
Coding region: 35-1540 (501 amino acids)
Biological process (GO): B cell receptor signaling pathway; adaptive immune response; protein phosphorylation
Cellular component (GO): plasma membrane
Molecular function (GO): protein binding; ATP binding; non-membrane spanning protein tyrosine kinase activity
Source: RefSeq, a predicted model, not a curated record
CACACACACACCCCUUGGUGGAUGUAGGAGCAGCAUGAUGAUCGAGUCUAGUUGUUCCAUUUCCUCCAUCUUCUGCUGCUGCGCUGUGGGUUCUGGCUCACAUGUGGAUUCCAGAGACAGACCUGCAGGAUAUACAAGUGGAACGGAACGGUCGAUGAAGAAGCUUCCUCCUCCUCCUCCUCCUCCGUGUGGUGAUGAUGAUGAGCAGAUGAAGGUGGUGGCCCUGUAUGAUUUCACAGCGUGUGAAAGAUCAGAUCUGAACCUGAAGAGAGGAGAGGAGUACAGGAUCCUCCACAAACAGGACCAGCUGUGGUGGAAAGUUCGGGACGGACAGGGGAACGAGGGUUUCAUCCCCAGUAACUACGUCACAGAGAAACACAACAUAGAGGCUAACGAGUGGUACUGCAAGAACAUCAACAGGUCUGAUGCUGAAAAUCUAUUGAGAAAAGAGGAUAAAGAUGGUGGUUUCAUUGUGAGGGAGUCGAGCCAACCGAACCGCUACACCGUGUCAGUCUACACCAAAGCCAUGAAGAGACAGAGCCUGAGUGAUGUGAGACAUUACCAGAUUAAGCAGACUGAGGCGGGUCGGUUCUUCUUGGCAGAGAAUUUUGUUUUCAGCUCCAUACCUAAGAUGAUCAGAUACCAUCAACACAACGCAGCAGGUCUGGUGACGAGGUUACGGUAUCCUGUCGGUCCCAUGGGUCAGUGUCUCCCCACUACAGCUGGGUUCAGUUCAGAUAAGUGGGAGAUUGACCCGUGUGAGCUGACCUUUAUGAAGGAACUGGGCAGUGGGCAGUUCGGGGUGGUACGACUGGGUAAAUGGAGAGCGCAGCAUAAAGUGGCCAUUAAAGCCAUCAGAGAGGGAGCCAUGAGUGAAGAGGAUUUUAUAGAGGAGGCGAAAGUCAUGAUGAGACUGUGCCACCCAAAGGUGGUACAGCUGUACGGCGUCUGCACCACCCAGCACCCGAUCUACAUCGUGCUGGAGUACAUGGAGAACGGCAGCCUGCUGGAGGCCCUGCGUCUCCACGGUAACGCCCUGGCGUGUACACGCCUGUUGUCCAUGUGCCAGGACGUGUGUGAGGGCAUGCAGUACCUCGAACAGGACGGGUUUAUACACCGAGACCUGGCAGCGAGGAACUGCAUGAUGAACGAGAGGAACGUCGUCAAAGUGUGUGACUUUGGCAUGACCAGGUACGUGCUGGACGAUCAGUACAAGAGUUCGGAGGGCGCCAGGUUCCCGGUGAAGUGGUCCCCACCUGAGGUCAUUCACUACCAAAAAUUCAGCAGCAAAUCAGACGUCUGGUCCUACGGGGUGCUGAUGUGGGAGGUGUUCUCAGAUGGUCGGACUCCGUUUGGGGACAAGCCGAACAGCGCGGUGGUGGAGGAGGUGACGCAGGGAGGACGACUGUACAAACCCCACAAAUCACCCUCACACAUCUACAACAUCAUGUACCAGUGCUGGCACGAGAAGCCUCAGUGUCGACCCUCGUUCUCCGAGCUGCUGCAGAACAUCAAGGACGCUGCUGAGAACCUCACAUAACCACACACACACACACACACACACACACACAGUAAAAUAAAGUUUUUAUUAUUUAAUUUUGUACAGAUAAAAUAAAUAAAUAAAUAAACUUGAUUAUUUUUAUAAUAAA